GAAAUUAAUUUGAAAAUAAAAGCUACAGAAUUCCAACACUCCUAUAAUUCCAUUAUAUUCCAACCUUACAAAAAAACCUAUGACAUUUCAAACAUUAAUCACACACCAAACCAAAAAAACUCCUUAUUCAUCAAACAAACUUUUGUUUUAACUCAAACAACCUUCAAUUCAAAGAUUUAGAAAAAUAUUGAAGAAAGAAAAUCCGGGUGAAACGGCUGUGAUUGCUAUCGCCAACAAUGCAAAAAGAAACUUGUAGAAAAAGGUACAGAGAAUCAAGAUAAAUGCUCCAAUGGCGCCAUAAACAGAUUGAAGUCAGAAUAGUGGGAAGCAAAUGGGACUAUUUCAAAGCUCAAAAUCCAUUUGCCCCAGCAACAAGCAUUGUUCGGAAUGGGUAAAGAAAAAUAUGAAAUACUGCCUUUGCAAUGCUAAAGAUGGAGUUUCGCUCACUCUGGGAAUGAUUAGUGUUAUCAGUUGGGGUGUAGCUGAGAUACCCCAAAUCAUUACAAACUACAGGGAAAAAUCUUCUGAAGGCCUGUCUCUUGCCUUCUUGCUAACAUGGAUACUGGGAGAUCUUUUCAAUGUUUUUGGCUGCAUAUUGGAACCAGCAACACUUCCAACUCAAUACUACAUGGCAUUGUUGUAUACGAUCACAACAGGGAUUUUGCUUACACAGACCUUAUAUUAUGGGCACAUAUAUCCUCAAAUGAAGUAUCGGCGGAGACAGUGCAAGGGUCUUGUUCAGAGUGAUGCCAAUGCACAGAUUGAUGCACAUGAUAAAGUCCAACAGAGUUAUGGCAGUGUUAAUGUGAAAAUCAACAAUGACGAUGACAUGAGCAAUUUCAAUACUUCAAGAAGAGAAAGGGCUUCAACUAAUCCUAUUCCUCUUCCAAUGCUUCGGCAAAAUAGUUCCAUGGGACGAGAACUAUACUACAUGUCAGCAAGAUCUCUAUCAAGGAGUCAUACUCCCACAGCAGGGUCUUUUUUAACACAAAAAAUGACUCCUCCUCAUACUCAGAACCCAAUGCAAGAGCCUCUGCUUGAUGGAAAUGAACCAUCGCCAUCUGCAACGCCUCCCAAUGUCAAGAAUAUGCUAUGUGUGGUCUCCAUGUUGACUUUCGUUGGCACACUCAAUCACCAUCAAUCUGCAGAAAGCAGAUUUCACAGAGUCUCUGACAAUCCGAAAAAAGGAUUUGUCAUACCAGUAGGUCGAAAGCUUUUACAGGUUGCUGGCGAUCUGUUGCAAAAUAAUGGCAACGAAGGAAGCAGUGGAAUUGGAACUUACCUUGGUUGGGCAAUGGCAAUUAUAUAUAUGGGUGGACGACUUCCUCAAAUUUGCUUGAAUAUAAGAAGGGGCCAUGUUGAGGGUCUUAGUCCGUUGAUGUUCAUUUUUGCUUUAAUUGGAAACUCCACGUAUGUAGCAAGUAUACUUGUAAGCAGUACAAGUUGGUCGAAGAUCAAACCAAAUCUCCCAUGGCUUGUGGAUGCAUUUGGAUGUGUGCUUCUCGACACUUUUAUACUGAUACAAUUUAUAUAUUACCACUACCGGAUACAACAAGAUGAAGAAGAUAAGCUCUUGUCGCCAAAUGAAACUUAGGAUUGAUACGGUUUUAAUAUGACAAGGAGACGAAAUGAUUGCUAAGGUAAUUCGUCGUACGGGCCCAGUUGAAGCUGCAAUGGACGUGUAACUGAUGUCUUUCCUGGCUUCCUAUGUGCAAUCAUGCACAAGCUUUACUCGGCCAAGUUAAUAGACAGCUCUGCUGGCUCUCAACUUUAUCGUUCUAAUAGUCGGUCAAUUUUGGAACACAAAAAAAUACAAAAUUCACACAUCGAUUUCUCAUUCUUUAGUCUUUUAGAAUUUGAUUGAUGCUUGAGUUUAUGUCUUUCCAAGUUAACAUCACAAAUCUGGAUUCUAUUUGAUCAUAUUGCAUAAAUGGAUGGUGUUUGGUUGGAAUA
This is a messenger RNA of Benincasa hispida (wax gourd), 1953 nucleotides long. Its product is annotated as PQ-loop repeat family protein / transmembrane family protein. NCBI's taxonomy places the organism in Eukaryota, Viridiplantae, Streptophyta, Magnoliopsida, Cucurbitales, Cucurbitaceae. The record is from RefSeq and is a predicted model, not a curated record. Gene Ontology annotation, cellular component: membrane.